This is a messenger RNA of Paraphaeosphaeria sporulosa, 663 nucleotides long. RefSeq lists its product as uncharacterized. The transcript has 2 exons. The record is from RefSeq and is a predicted model, not a curated record. The coding region runs from base 1 to 663 and encodes 220 amino acids. Lineage: Eukaryota; Fungi; Ascomycota; Dothideomycetes; Pleosporales; Didymosphaeriaceae.
AUGGCGCACAAAGACCUUCUCAAGAAGGCCUUCCGUAACAACUUCAUCCGCAAGUCCGUCGCCGACCUCAAGUCACUCGGCGCAAAGGAAGCGCACCCGAAGCCUCGCCAUACCAGCUCCACCAACUUGUUCUCUCGUACCGAAAACGAUGUCCCGGAUCUUCCCACUCCCCCAAUGAGUACAGAGGACUCCGACGCACAGAAGGUUACCGAGCACGAGCACAAGACUGACGACAGCGCUUCAAGUCUGGUGGCUGCUUCCGAAGCCGCCAAACCCUCGCGCGAGAACGUCGCGGAGUGGCUCCAGACCGUUCCAAAGGACCCGGCGACGAUGUCGUCUACGGAGAUACGGGUAGAGAUGGAGAAGGCCGACGCCGAUCGCAAAGCUCAGAUCUUGCGCAGCCACGAGCAGCUGCUCCGCGACCACCGCGACCUCGUAGUGGCGUCCGAGAAGAUGAUCGUCUCGCACCUCGAUACGAUUGAGACAGCCUUCGCUUUACUGGAAAUAAUGGAUGCGCUCAGUUCGCAUGCUGAGCCGAUGAGGCGGGAGAUGUUGGAGAAGAAGCAAUUCUGCGAGAAGAAGCUGAUAGACUUGUCGCCUGUGAGGUCCAGGCUGGAGACAUUGAGGGCGGGGAAGGGGUACAUCUGCCUAGACGCUGAUUGA